This is a messenger RNA of Fusarium vanettenii 77-13-4, 1449 nucleotides long. RefSeq lists its product as uncharacterized. Bases 1 to 1449 code for a protein of 482 amino acids. The record is from RefSeq and is a predicted model, not a curated record. NCBI's taxonomy places the organism in Eukaryota, Fungi, Ascomycota, Sordariomycetes, Hypocreales, Nectriaceae. Gene Ontology annotation, molecular function: aldehyde dehydrogenase (NAD+) activity. The transcript is spliced from 6 exons.
AUGGAGCUCGAGCCUCAUUUAACCCAAUUGUUUAUCAACAACCAGCCCACAAGUGUGUCUGUAUACAACCCUGUCACCGGAGACUUGGUGAGCGAUCGGAUUCCUGUUGCAGGCGACAAGGAUGUCGAUGAAGCAGUCGCCUACGCCAACGAGGCAUUCAAGCCAGAUUCGCCUUGGCGACGAAUGACACACAACCAGAGGACGGAAAUUCUCCUCAAGUUUGCCGAUCUGCUUGAGGCCAACCAAGAGCGUCUUGCCUACCUUACACGACUUACUCUGGGAGCCCCUUAUCUACCCUUUGGAAAGUCUGAGAUUGGCACCGCUAUUGGCUGCUUCCGUUAUUACGCCGGAUGGGUCGAUAAACAUGCUGGUCAGAGCUUUCCCGCUGAUGACGGUUUCUACAAGAUUGUCCGUAACGAGCCACUCGGCGUUGUUGCAGGAAUUAUCCCAUGGAACGGACCACUGGCCUCUGUCGGACUCAAGGCGGCUCCAGCACUCGCCACCGGAAACGUCUUCAUCUUGAAACCGAGCGAGAAGACGCCACUGAUGGCCGCGGAACUUGGAAAGCUGGUACUUGAGGCUGGCUUCCCUCCUGGCGUCUUCCAAGUCCUGACUGGAGAUGGCUCGACAGGUGCGGCUCUCGCAUCUCACAUGCGCGUUGCCAAGGUCAGUUUCACUGGGAGUAUCCAGACAGGAAAGACAGUGCAGGUUUUGGCAGCCAAAAGCAAUCUGAAGAGGGUUACGUUGGAGCUCGGAGGUAAAAGUCCUGCCGUGGUAUUUAACGAUGCGAAUCUCGAAAACGCAGUCAACUGGGCCGUUAAUGCACUCGUGAGCAACUCGGGUCAGAUCUGUUUCGCAGCAACAAGAGUGUACGUGCAGUCGGGGGUCUACGACAAAUUUAUUGAAGCCUAUCUUGAAGGCAUCAAGGCGAAACGACAGGUCAUUGGAGACCCGGAGGCGGCUGAGACACAGAUUGGCCCAGUCGUAGACAAGGCCCAGCACGAUCGUAUCAUGGGCAUCAUCUCAUCUGCCAUAGAGAAAAAUGACGGGAAAGUGCUGACCGGAGGGCAAAAGCUGGAUGGAAAGGGCUACUUUAUCGAACCGACCGUGUUUGCCGACACUAAAGAUACAUCAUUCAUCUACAAAGACGAGAUCUUUGGACCGGUAGCCGUCAUCAACAGGUUUGAAACAGAGGAAGAAAUUAUUGAACGUGCCAACGACAGCAAGUAUGGACUCAUGGCUGGCGUCUUCACUCAAGACAUCAGCCGAGCACUUCGGCUCAGCUCGCUCAUCGACUCUGGAGUUGUUGGGAUCAACUGCAUUAGCACCAUUUCAUUUUCGUGCCCUUUCGGUGGAACAAAGGAGAGCGGCCUUGGUCGAGAGAAUGGGGAGCAUGCGUUGAGAGCUUACACUGAGCCCAAGACUAUUCUGAUUAACAUGGCGUGUUGA